AAAGGAAAAAAAUAAAAAAAAACUCAAUCAAUCACUCUAUAAAACCAGAAAAGGAAACAGACCUCUUUCUCUCCUUCCUUAUCCCAACUAUUAACUUCUGAGUGGAAAGGGGAAAAAUGGCGGAAUCGGUUGAGCUACCAAGUCGGUUGGCAAUUCUACCGUUCAGGAACAAGGUUCUUUUACCUGGCGCCAUAAUUCGAAUUCGUUGCACUUCUCACAGCAGUGUUACAUUGGUGGAGCAAGAGCUGUGGCAGAGAGAAGAGAAGGGCUUAAUUGGCAUUUUACCUGUUCGAGAUGCUGCUGAAACAGCAUCGGUUGGUUCCACUGUGGCUCCAGGUGCAGGAGGUGAAUCUGGAGAACGUGGCGCAAAAAUUCAAGUUGGUAUAUCAGAUUCUAACAAAGCUGAUGGCAAAAAUCAACAGGAAGUUAUUCAUUGGCAUAACAGGGGUGUGGCAGCUCGUGCUUUACAUCUAUCCAGAGGGGUGGAGAAACCGAGUGGAAGAGUUACAUAUAUUGUGGUCCUUGAAGGUUUGUGCAGGUUCAGUGUCCAUGAGCUUAGCACAAGAGGAACAUAUUCCAUGGCACGGAUAUCCUCACUUGAGAUGACAAAGACCGAGAUGGAGCAUGUGGAACAAGAUCCAGAUUUUAUAGCACUGUCUCGCCAGUUCAGAGCAACUGCCAUGGAGCUGGUUUCGGUGCUUGAGCAGAAACAAAAAACCGGUGGAAGGACAAAAGUUCUUCUGGAGACAAAAGAGCAAUACAUAUUCCAGAUGAGAGCUAUAAAAGAGGAGCUUGGUGACAAUGAUGAUGAUGAAGACGACUUGGCUGCAUUAGAGCGAAAGAUGCAGAGUGCUGGAAUGCCUUCAAAUAUCUGGAAGCAUGCACAGAGGGAGUUGAGGAGGCUUAAGAAAAUGCCACCUCAACAACCUGGAUAUAAUAGUUCACGUGUUUACCUGGAGCUUCUGGCUGAUUUGCCCUGGGAGAAAGCAAGUGAAGAAUAUGAACUGGAUCUAAAAGGAGCAAAGGAACGGCUUGACAGUGAUCAUUAUGGUCUAGUCAAAGUUAAGCAAAGGAUUAUCGAAUAUCUGGCAGUUCGCAAGCUUAAACCAGAUGCAAGAGGUCCCGUUUUGUGCUUUGUUGGCCCACCAGGUGUUGGGAAGACAUCUUUAGCAUCAUCAAUUGCAUCUGCUUUGGGCAGAAAAUUUGUACGCAUAUCUCUUGGUGGUGUUAAAGACGAGGCUGAUAUUAGAGGGCACAGGAGGACGUACAUCGGAAGCAUGCCUGGACGUCUUAUUGAUGGACUAAAGAGGGUAGGAGUUUGCAAUCCAGUCGUGCUACUGGAUGAAAUCGAUAAGACGGGCUCUGAUGUGCGAGGAGAUCCUGCUUCUGCUCUGCUAGAGGUUCUUGACCCCGAGCAGAAUAAAGCUUUCAACGACCACUAUUUGAAUGUUCCGUUUGAUCUUUCAAGAGUGGUUUUUGUAGCAACGGCAAACCGGGUCCAGCCAAUCCCUCCUGCACUCUUGGACAGGAUGGAAGUCAUUGAGUUGCCUGGAUAUACACCUGAAGAGAAGCUCAAGAUAGCCAUGCAACAUUUGAUUCCAAGAGUUCUGGAUCAGCAUGGAUUGGCUUCUGAGUUCCUUCAAAUUCCGGAGGCUAUAGUGAAGCUUGUUAUCCAGAGGUACACUCGGGAGGCAGGUGUUCGGAAUCUGGAGAGACACCUGGCUGCAUUGGCUCGUGCAGCAGCAGUGAGAGUUGCGGAGCAAGAACAAAUUGUCCCUUUGAGCAAAGAUGUGCAGGGGCUAGCUUCCCCAUUGCUAGACAGCAGACUUGCAGAGGGAGCUGAAGUGGAAAUGGAAGUCAUUCCAGUUGGUGCAAGUAAUCAUGAAAUAUCAAACACGUUAAAAAUUUCCUCGACUUUUGUUGUUGAUGAGACCAUGCUGGAGAAAAUAUUGGGGCCUCCAAGGUUUGAUGACAGAGAAGCUGCAGAUCGGGUAGCAACUCCUGGGGUAUCUGUGGGACUUGUUUGGACCACUUUUGGCGGGGAGGUUCAGUUUGUUGAGGCAACAGCAAUGGCGGGAAAGGGAGAACUGCAUCUAACCGGGCAACUUGGCGAUGUUAUCAAGGAAUCGGCACAAAUAGCACUAACAUGGGUAAGAGCCCAUGCAGCAGAUUUUAAGUUGACAACUGCUGAGGAAAUGAGUCUUCUGGAGGGCCGUGAUAUUCAUGUACAUUUUCCUGCCGGGGCGGUGCCUAAGGAUGGGCCUUCUGCUGGUGUCACUCUGGUAACAGCUCUAGUUUCAUUAUUCAGUCAGAAGAGAGUGAGAGCAGAUACAGCAAUGACCGGAGAGAUGACUUUGAGGGGUCUUGUGCUACCAGUUGGUGGUGUGAAGGAUAAGAUAUUAGCAGCACAUAGAUAUGGUAUCAAGAGAGUUAUUCUGCCAGAAAGAAAUUUGAAGGAUUUGGUUGAAGUACCAGCAGCUGUGCUUUCUAGUAUGGAGAUUUUACUAGCCAAGCGAAUGGAAGACGUGUUGGAGCAGGCUUUCGAAGACGGCUGCCCUUGGAGGCAACGUGCAAAAUUAUGACAAAGGCCUGAAGGCAUUUUCAUACAAUUAUUUUGGAGAUGAAAAAUUUGUACAGGUAGCUACUCACGGCAUCAAGAAGCACCUGAUUUGAUAUUUUACUCCACGUUUGGAAAUCUGACGAAUUGUUGAAGGCUCAGCAGGUGAUGGUUUACCCGACGAAGGAAGAAGGAAGAAGAUUGAGAUUGAUUCUUCUGGUAAAAUUUAUCUUUCUUGGUCAAACUGCAUUGACUGAGGAAAGAUAAUACAUCCCACCUCAUUUUACUGUUAAAAAGAAUUAUAUCCUUUUUUUUUUGAAGCUAUGUAAAUGAAUUUUUUCUUCAAAAUUUAUUUGAAUAUGUAUAUUUAAUUUAAUUAGGAGAUGGUAAAAACUUCAUUUAAAUUAUAAAAAUUGACUUCUUAAAUAAUUUCAAGUGAAGUUGAAAUAAUACGUUUUAGGUUCUACUAGUGGAAGUUGGAAUGUAUUAUUUUAUUUCACUUAAAGUCUUUUUUGAAGUCAAUUUUUAUAAUUUUCUAAUAGUUUUCAUCAUUUUCUAAUUGAAUUAAUGUAAAAUUUUCAGUUUGCUUCAAGAGUAACCUAAAUUACGUGUUUAUAAUCAGAGUAUCUGAUUCACUAAUGUGUUUGUAAUCAAAUGUAUGAUUCCCUCGUGUACAGAAUUAUUCGAUUGGAAAAGGGAAUACCACUAUGACUACUAAGAUA
Messenger RNA from Carica papaya (papaya), 3279 nucleotides. Lineage: Eukaryota; Viridiplantae; Streptophyta; Magnoliopsida; Brassicales; Caricaceae. The record is from RefSeq and is a predicted model, not a curated record.